GUGUUCCAUUAUCAACCUGAUCAUACUGAUGAUAAUAAGAAAUUAACAAUCUGUUCACUUUUCCAUGUACAUAUUUUGCUAUAACUAAAUAAACAUUUCUUGAACGAGUGGAAAAUGAAUUGGUAUAAACCUUCAACUGCUAUACAAAGCCCCAAUCCUGGCAAAAUUAUGUACUAAUAACCAAAGUUACAGUGGGUCAAUUUGUUAUCCAAGUAAGGCAUUUUGCUGCAUUAAAAUGACCUCAUCUUGGAAUCUGCAUUAUCUGGACAGCAGAUACCACAAUCCAAAACAUUUUUUUGAACCAGAAUGAGUGUCUUAAGGGUCCGAUCUUAGCAGCGAUGAAGAAGCCCUCUCUGUAUUCCUAUUUCCUACCUGAAGGUAGAGGAGAAACUCCAGCAGUUUGUACGGAUGAAGACGAAGAGGGAGGUGGAACUGAAGCUGCGGAUGCUAUUGACAGAUGGAGGGAUUGAGGAGAAAGCCAAGGUUAAAGAAAAGACAAUGACAAUGGUGGCAUUAUUUAUGGUGCGUUCAGUACUUGCCUCAGGCUAGGCCUUCAGUGAGUAAUGUAGUAAAGAUAAAGAUUAUACGCCAGUCAUGAAAUUAAAAGCAGAGUGCAGUAUUCGGCCAUGAGAAAAUAGACAGAGAGCAACUCAGCUACGAGAACAUAUGAUCGAACAGUUGAUGAAGAUAAAGAUAAUAGGGUAGUCAUGAAAUUAAAAUUUUCAACUGUAACUUCUUGUCUCAUCUCAUGAAGUCACUCUCUUUCUUUAAAUAUUUGCGCUCUAACUUUUCUUCUAUAUCUGAUCAGCAAAUAGUAUAUUAGAAGUUAGGCUAUGCUCUUAAAAGAUUUUAAACAAUGCAAACAAGGAUUAAAGAUCAAAGUGUUAUGUUUUCAUCAUCUUUAUUAAAUUCACAGGGGAAGAGAAAUAGAGGAUUUAAAUAAUUAGGAGUUCCUUUCAAGCCAGCUAAUAUUUCAUCCAUGAAAUUGAAGAAAAUGAAAAUAUUCAGAUAAAAGCCAAAGACUUUCAAAGUCUAUCUUUGAAAAGUGUUUUCUACAAUUAGGGAUGAGCUUAACUAAAUGAGUAUAGACUUGAUCCGCCUGCAGCAUUCCUCCAGUAUUACCAACUAAAUCAACUUCCAAACUUCACCCAAGAAGGCAAGAAUGUCAUCCAACCCAGGCAACCAAGAAUAUCCCACAUCCUUCAGACAAACAAAUUUCACUGGAAUUUUCAUCGGAGUAGAUGUAGCUAUUGUCGUUGUUGGGAUCAUCUCUACAAUCCUGAAAGCGAUGCUAAAGAAGGUUGAGUCUGAAACAGGACAAGAUGGCCAUGGCAAACAAGAUGAUGUUGAGUUAGGGAGGACUUUGACGCAUAUUGUCCCUCAAAAAGCUAGAAAUCAGAAGACGAGAAUAAGGCAAAUUGACCAUACACAAGAUGAUCUUAUGCUGAGAAAUUUUUUGAGGCAUAUUGCACCUCACGAGGCUAGAAAUCAGGAACCAAAAACAAGACAGGACAGCUAUAGUACACAAGAGGCUGAUGUGUGGGGAAGGCUUUUAAGGGAUAUUGCAGCUCAUGAGGAUAGGUCUCAGAACCCAACGGCAACAACAGUGGAUGAAGAGGAAACCAAACUAGAGAAAGAAACAGUUGAGCUGUUCAUAGACUACAUGAUGAAAGAGAAGCCUAUCCAGUUUUCCUCACAGGAGCUUGCAGUCUUGACUUGGAAUUACUGCACGAAACUCGGUUCAGGGGGAUUUGGAGAAGUCUACAAAGGAGAGUUUCCCAAUGGAGUGAAGCUCGCGGUUAAGGUUCUCAAGAGCAGCAAUAUAGACAAGAGAGUAGACGAGCAAUUCAUGGCGGAAGUCGGUACACUUGGAAGAACUUAUCAUAGGAAUCUGGUCAGGCUCUAUGGAUUCUGCUUUGAUGCUAAUAAUAAGGCACUGGUUUAUGAAUAUAUGGAGAAUGGUUCCCUUGACAUGACCUUAUUUGGUAAGAAACAGGAGUUAGACUGGGCAAAGUUGUGGGAGAUAGCAAUAGGAGUUGCUAAAGGUCUAGAGUAUCUGCAUCAUUAUGGCCACAAGAGGAUAAUUCACUAUGACAUAAAACCAGGUAACGUUUUACUUGAUUCUGAAUUUUGUCCUAAACUUGCAGAUUUUGGACUUGCCAAGUUAUGCAAUAGAGAGAGCACACAUAUGACUCUUUCGGGAGGUAGGGUAACUCCUGGUUAUGCAGCUCCGGAACUUUGGAUGCCAUUUCCAGUAACUUACAAGUGUGAUGUUUAUAGUUUCGGGAUGAUGUUAUUCGAAAUUGUGGGAAGGAGAAGAAAUCUCGACAUCAAUAAAAGCGACAGUCAGGAAUGGUUUCCUAGACAAAUAUGGGAUAAGUACGACAAGGGAGAGCUGGAGAUGGUUCUCGCAGAUGGAGGAAUUAAGGUGAAAGACAUGGUUAAAGCAAAGACAAUGGCAAUGGUGGCAUUAUGGUGUGUUCAGUACUCGCCUCAGGCUAGGCCUUCAAUGAGUAAUGUGGUAAAGAUUCUGGAGGGUGAAGCUCAAGUUCCAAUUCCUCCAAACCCAUUUCAGCAUUUGAACACCAGAGACAAGAAAAUACCUUCAUUCACAGAGUCAUCUUCGAUGACGGAUGAGGGAACAGUUGGGGAAGAGAGAUUAUACGCCAAUCAUGAAGAAGUACGAAUCAAAUAUACUGCGGCUACUUGUUAACAUAAAAAAAUCUACAACUACGCAUGAUACUAUGGUACUCUACAUAACUAACUAUGUUCAACUAAGCCUAGUUGGUUGAGUAUCAUAUAUCAAGUGUCAUGAGUUUUCUACGUUUAUGGUGCUUGAUAAUAUUAUAGUUUUUCUGAAUGUUGUAAGUUUGUGGAGCUAAAAUUUCAAUAGAAGCAAGGAAACUAAAGAAUAUGCAAGUGUACGUUAAUAAAUUUCGAAAUUUUCAACUAUAACUUCUUGUCUGAUCAAAUUUUCAACUCUUAACUCUUCUUCUGCAAAGCAUAUGCAAGUGCAGAGAGAUAAUAUAUCAUCAGCAGAUAGUAUAUUAGAAGCUAAGCGAUGCUUAUACAAGAUUUUAAAAACCUAUCAAUUUUGUAAUAAACUUCUAAAUCUAUAAAUACAAAUUUUAUAAACUUUUGCUUAAAGAAGUUAAAUUAGACAUGAAUGAAGAAUUCAAUCCUUUAUUCUAGUAAAGAACUGUAUUGUUCCAGCGAAGUGAGAGGUUACCGGAACUUAGUAGCCGAAAAGAGUACUGGUCCGAUUGCAGAGUUUGAUUGACAGUGAAGUUCUGGGACGGCAAAAUAGUAUCAAUCGGGAACUGGAAGGAGGACCAAACAGGGACGCUUUCGUCGAUUGAGGCGGAGGAGACACCGAUUCCUUCAGUGUCGGACUCCCAAACAAUGGCGCCAGAACCAUUGACGAGCGGGAGGUCACCGUUGGAAAGAAAUUGGAGGGCAUGCCGGUACCAGAUAAGGAAUCCGCCGGAGUAGGAGACGGCGGCGACAUAGGAGGUGGGGACGAACUGAGAGAAGGUGUUGUCAGGAGAGGACCAAGUCUGAGUUGGAUUAGAGGCGUAGAGGGAAGACGCAGGUGAGAUGUUCGCUGCUUCUGGUUUAAUAAUUUCCAAUUGCAGAUAUGGAGGAGAAGAAGAUUUAGGAGGAA
Molecule: messenger RNA, 3664 nt
Organism: Tripterygium wilfordii
Lineage: Eukaryota; Viridiplantae; Streptophyta; Magnoliopsida; Celastrales; Celastraceae
Product: rust resistance kinase Lr10-like
Exons: 2
Coding region: 1163-2713 (516 amino acids)
Biological process (GO): protein phosphorylation
Molecular function (GO): protein kinase activity; ATP binding
Source: RefSeq, a predicted model, not a curated record